AUGAGCGAAGCACAGGAGCAGCAGGAACUGCCGAAGGCCAAGAAUCGAGUCGAUGUACAAGUGGGACUAGUUGGUGAUGCACAAGUAGGUAAAACGUCCCUGAUGGUUAAAUAUGUACAAAACGUGUUUGACGAAGAGUAUACACAAACUUUAGGGGUGAAUUUUUUGAAGAGGAAAGUUAGUAUACGUUCUACGGAUAUAGUAUUCUCAUUGAUGGAUUUGGGUGGACAAAGAGAAUUUAUCAAUAUGUUACCAAUUGCAUCGUUGGGGUCUUCAGCGAUAGUUUUCCUGUUUGACCUUACAAGACCAGAGACUUUGAGCUCAAUAAAGGAAUGGUACCGGCAGGCGCAUGGUCUUAAUGAGACGGCUGUGCCGUUGUUGGUUGGGACAAAAUAUGAUUUGUUUGUUGAUCUGGAUCCCGAGUAUCAGGAACAGUUAUCGAGAACAAGUAUGGAAUAUGCACAGGUUAUGGAUGCCCCACUGAUAUUUUGCUCGACGGCGAAGUCGAUUAAUGUGCAAAAGAUCUUUAAGAUUGCACUAGCAAAGAUCUUUAAAUUAACGCUUACAGUGCAGGAAAUUAAUGAUGUGGGGGAUCCACUUCUUAUCUAUAGGCAUUUGGGUAAUCAACGACAUGAUAGUGAUGAAGUGAGCCGAAGAAGUUCACCAUCUACGCGAUCUUCAACUUCAUGA
Torulaspora delbrueckii is the source of this 690-nucleotide messenger RNA. RefSeq names its product Ras family GTPase TEM1 (gene TEM1). The coding region runs from base 1 to 690 and encodes 229 amino acids. Gene Ontology annotation, biological process: regulation of exit from mitosis. The transcript has a single exon. NCBI's taxonomy places the organism in Eukaryota, Fungi, Ascomycota, Saccharomycetes, Saccharomycetales, Saccharomycetaceae. Gene Ontology annotation, molecular function: GTP binding; GTPase activity. Gene Ontology annotation, cellular component: spindle pole body. The record is from RefSeq and is a predicted model, not a curated record.